AUGCCGAUCCCACUGAAAGCCAACUAUGUACGGAUGCGGAUCAAUGGAGAUCACUGUCUCUAUCAGUAUUCAGUCCGAAUCGAGAAACAAUCCAAACAGAUCUUCAAUAGUGAUACUUGCCGUAGAAUUUUCUGGGAAGUGAUGUCUGAUAAUGCCGAAUUGAUCGGUAAAACCUACUACGGAAUCGUUUACGAUGAUUCGGCAAUGUUGAUCACUAAUCGACCACUCAAUAUGAACGGUCGAACAUCCAUCGAACUGUGCCAUUCGGGAUCGAAAAGACAGCCACGAGCUGGGGCAUCUUCUUCACCUCAAAUCAAACUAACAAUAACACCACUGCCGUGUUGUGAACUGCAUUUGUCGUACAAUGAAACAGACGAGCGAAGUCGUAUGACAAUGCAGUUCCUGGAUGCCUUGAUCACACAACGUGUUCGAUGUCCAUUCGAGAUGAUUAGUAUUAUUGUCGGUGUUUUAUCGCUAUCACGAUUGGUGUUCUUAAAUUAUCGACUUGCGUUGAAGAUGUUGAAUGAAGAGGUAGUUUGAGAAAUAUCUAAAGAUUUCUAUCCGUUCAAGCAGUCAAUAUACUUGCUUCCAAGAGCAGACCGACGAGAGUGGAGUCACGAUAUUGGAGCGGGUAUAGAGGCCUGGACUGGCGUGUAUAGUGCGGUGAAGGUGUGCCGUAAAGGGCUGAUGCUGAACGCUGAUGUGUCAACAAAGGUGUUCUAUAAAUUGGAUAUGCCGGUGAUGGAUUAUUAUUUAUCGAUUAUAAACGAUGUCAAACGAGGUCAAGUGAUGAAUCGCAGAAAUAUUGCUAUGGACGAAAGGCAACGUCUUUCAUUGAAAUUCACCUAUUCGGAUAUAUAUAUGAAAUAUGUAGGUAUUGGAAAACCGGCCAAUGUACAAAGAUUUACGAUGAACGGUCAAAAUGGUGAGGCAUUUGAGUUGACUGUUGAAGAGUACUUCCGAAGAUAUAAAGAUAUCGAAUUGCGUUAUCCUGAUUUGCCUGUGAUCCAGUGUGGUUCAUCUUCACGUCACAUUUACAUUCCAAUGGAAUUGGUUAAUCUCUCAGACAAAGUUCAACGUGUCACCAAAAUGCUCAAUGAAUUUCAGUUGCCGAAGCUGAUUCGAGUUUGUGGAAUCGACCCAAAGGAAAGAUUCAAGCAAAUUGACUAUAUGCUAAACGGAUUAGACCAGAGUAGAAUGGAUAACUUUUUACACUCGUUUGACGUCGAAUUGGACAAUCGCUUUGUGGAAUUAAACGGUCGUGUGCUACCAUCGCCACAUCUUGAAUUACAUAAUGGUUUUCGUAUAGCGGUGAGAGAUGGUGUGUGGCCACUUGAGAAUCAAGUUAAAGAAGCGCCAGUUCGAGUGAUCUUCGGUGUGAUUUGUGUUGAUCGGGCGAUUGAGUACCAACAAUUCCGACCAUGUUUUAAAACAUUUAUGAGUGCGUGUGAAUUGUUUGGUAUGCAAUUCGCAGAUGGUUUUGAAACGGUGGAAGGAGUACCGCUGUAUGAAUGGGAUUCAUCAGCGAUCAGAUCGAAUCCGUUGCUACCGAAAGUAAUCGAAUUCAAGACGUCAUUAUUCGAGCAUGAACGAAGCCAUCACGUUAAAAUUAAACCAAUGCUCAUUUUCAUUGUUCCAAGAGAAAACCCACUAGUGUAUGGUCAUGUUAAAGUGGUAUGUGACUUGAAAGAAGGAAUCGCUUCACAGGUGCUUCUCUCAAAAACACUCACGAAAAUGAGCGGUAAUCCUGAACGAUGUGCAGUGGCACAUAAUGUGUUUUUGAAGGUGAACGCUAAAUUGGAUGGUGUCAAUAAUGGAGUGUGCCGAGAAAGUCUUGAGUGGUCGAAAUUCACGAAUAAGAAUGAGGCAACAUUAUUCAUUGGUGUAGACGUCACCCAUCCAGCACCUACUGAUAAGCAGUCGCCAUCAAUUGCAGCGGUUGUCAGUUCGAUUGAUGUGACUGCGACGAGGUAUUCUUGUUCAUUCAAAUUGCAACACUGUCGAAACGAUCGCAUCAUUCAAAUGGUGGAUCCACUGAAAGAGCGUUUAAUAGACUUUUAUAGAAAGUCCGGAUUAACACCAGCUCAUAUCGUGAUAUUCAGAGAUGGCGUAUCAAACAGUGAAUUUUUGGGCACAAUGAACGAAGAGCUAACAAAUUUGAAAGUUGCUAUGAAUCAACUGGAGCCCAGUUAUAAUCCGACGGUUUCGUAUGUUGUCAUUCAGAAACGACACCACACGCGAUUUUAUGUGGAAGGAAAGCAGUACGCAAGAUGCAAAAGCAACGUUCCACCAGGAACAGUGGUUGACGACGAUAUAACCAGUCCGAACAUAUUCGAUUUUUAUCUUUGCUCUCAUCUUGGCGCUAUUGGAACAUCACGACCUGCACACUAUACGGUUCUCUAUGAUUCGUGGAAUCUAUCGGCAGAUCAAUGGCAGCAAAUGGCCUAUGCACUUUGUCAUUUAUAUACGCGUUGUGCACGUUCAGUAUCGAUCCCAGCACCGAUUUACUAUGCACAUUUGGCGUGUAAACGGGCGAGAUUUUAUGUGAACGAGACGUUGUUAGUGAUUCCUUAUAGUAUCAGUGGUUAUUUCGAGAUAGAUUUUAAAGAUAUCGAAGUGCUCUUUAUUGACAUGUUUGUUAGUUUUUUCAGGGGCUCCUCGAAACCUGGAAGUUCUUUAGAAAGCAAGGAAGGAGAAAGAAUCGCAACUGAGCUGAAUGAAAAAAUUAGAGUUCACGAUAAUACGCCUCGUAUGUAUUAUGUGUGA
This is a messenger RNA of Anisakis simplex (herring worm), 2766 nucleotides long. The record is from the annotation of a GenBank genome assembly. NCBI's taxonomy places the organism in Eukaryota, Metazoa, Nematoda, Chromadorea, Rhabditida, Anisakidae.